Messenger RNA from Lagenorhynchus albirostris (white-beaked dolphin), 1017 nucleotides. It is a transcript of the gene AKAP4, whose product is annotated as A-kinase anchoring protein 4. The record is from RefSeq and is a predicted model, not a curated record. Gene Ontology annotation, biological process: intracellular protein localization. Gene Ontology annotation, molecular function: protein kinase A binding. NCBI's taxonomy places the organism in Eukaryota, Metazoa, Chordata, Mammalia, Artiodactyla, Delphinidae. Gene Ontology annotation, cellular component: cytoplasm; sperm fibrous sheath; sperm principal piece.
UACUCUGAUACUACAAAGAUGUCUGAUAAUAAUAUUGACUGGUUACACAGCCACAGGGGCAUGUGCAAGGUAGAUCUCUACAGCCCAACAGGACAGCAAGAUCAGGACCAGAAAGUGAUAUACUUUGUUGAUGUGUCCACCCUGAACAUGGAAGAUAAAGAUUCUAAGGAUGCUGCUGGUUCCAAUUCAGAAGGUGACUUAAACCUGGAGAAUCUGGAAGAAGAAGAAAUUAUUGUGAUCAAGGAUACUGAGAAGCAAGACUCGUCUAAGAUGGAGAGGUCAGUGUGCCUUUUCAAACAAGCUCCUUCUAAUCCUAUAAGUGUCCUCUAUCGUCUACUCAGUGAUCUUCAGAAAUAUGCCUUGUGUUUCCAACAGGCACUUAGCCCCUCAUCCUCUAGCUGUAGACGUCAAGUAGGAGACACAGAGGGCAAAUAUCACAAACUGCCCACUGGGAACUGCUACAGAGGCUAUGCCAAUCAACUGAAAAUGGAUUACGUGGCCAAAGGACCUCAAGGCCAACAUCUGGAAAUGACAGAAGCGCCAAAAAACACCAACAAUAACCAGAGUCCUUUCACCCCACCAGCCAAAUCUCCUAGCAAUCAGAGGACAGUUAUCUCCCCUGAUGGAGAAUGUUCUAUGGAUGACCCUUCCUUCUAUGUCAGCCGACUAUCUCCUCUGGUGAUCCAGAUGGCCCGUAAGAAAAUCAAGGAGAAGUUGGAAGGUGGAAGCAAAUGUCUUCAUCAUUCAAUCUAUCCACCCAGUGGGGACAAAGGGAAAAACAGCCCUCGUAGUGCUGUGAGCAAGAUCACUUCUGAAAUGGCCCAUGAUGCUGUGGAAGUGACCUCUGCAGAAAGGCAGGGCCUUCCUGAAGUUUCAGCUAAAGCAGCAGAGAAGGGGUACAGGGUAGGAGAUCUUCUUCAAGAGGUCAUGAAGUUCACCAAGGAACAACCACUGGAUGAAGCCGUGGGAAACAUGGCUAGAAAACAACUGCUAGACUGGCUGCUCACUAACCUGUGA